AUGGCGGACUCGGGCGAGGAGGUGCUGCUGACCCCGGCGGAGCUGCUCCGGAGCCUGGAGCAGGUGGGAGAGGCGCGGGCGCCUGGGUCCCGGGGGGCGGGGGCGGGCUGACUUUGCCCGCGAGGCCGCUGCGGGGGCCCGGGCGCCGCCGAGGCCGCAUUCCCGUCGGGGCGGCGGGCCUCGGCCGAGCGGGGAGUCCCGGCAGACGAGGCUGGCGACCGCCCGGGGAGCCCCUGGCCAAGGGCGGCCUGGAUCUCCGCGGCCAAGCGGGCGCCUCUGCGGGAGCCCCGAGCCUCCCCCCUCCGCGGGCUCCCCAUCCUUUCGCGAGAUUUGCACGGGCAAGAGCCGCAGAGUGCGGAGUCAGCGGGGUGCCCAGUGGUGAUGCACCCGAAACGCUCAUUGCUUGUAUGCUACUAAAGCAACAAAACCCACAAAGUGGUUUAGAUAAAACCAUGUCCAUGAGCAUGUGUGUGCGCUUAUAUAUUAUAUGUUACUUGUUAUUUGCUAAAGUUCUAUAUCCAGAGACCUCAGGGUGGUUCACAGCUCAAAAACGCAAGAUAAAACCCCAAAAGACAUAAGGAGAAACAAGAACAAAAGCAGAGGAAACCAAUGACAUCCCCAGCCUCUCCCACAAAUCCAUUGAAAAGCAUGACUUAAAUUUGCAUCUGUGUGCAUAGAUAACCAUAUGCAAAUUUGCGCCGCAGUCUUGUAAGGACCUUGAAUUCAGGGUGUUAUAAAGGAGGCUGGGAAAAUUGGUACCACCACCGCAAUGCCCAUUGGCUGUUUCUGCUCUCCAGGCCUGGAUGAAUGAGAAGUUUUCCCCUGAGCUGCUGGAGAGCAAGUCAGAAGUGGUGGACUGUGUGGUCGAGCAACUGGAGCACAUGGUAAUAUGUGGGGCGGAUGGGAGGGACCUUAACUCUGUUUGUUUGGAAAAAGCCAUGCCCAGAUGAACGCUUAAGGCAGGCGUGGCUAACCCUUUGAGGGCCGAGGCCACAUGGACCCGCAGGCAGGCAGCCAGCCUUCUGGGGGCCACAUGUAAAAUUGACUUUGGUCAAUCUAAAAGACACCCCCAUUACAUUGUGGGGAAAGGCUGUAGCCCUAAGGCAGAGCAUCUUCUUUGCAUGCAGAGUCUGGUCCCAGGUUUGGUCCUCAAAGGCAUCACAGGUAGGACUGGAGAUAUUCCCUGUCUGAAACCCUGGAGAGCCAUUGUCAGUCCCUGGACACAAUACAGACCAAGGCAGUAUGCAUCAGUGGUUUGAGUCUGUAUAAGGCCGGUAAAUUCCUUUGGCAUUGCAGAAUCAGAGCAGGAGGCAUGGGAAUGGUCAGCAAAAAAAAAAAAGGCCCUUUAAAAUGGACAGAUAUUGGGGGGCUACAAUGACCUUUUGGUGGGCAUCGGGUUCCUGUAUAAAGAAAUAAUUUACUUUAUGCAUAGAGAGAGAUGUAUGUCUCAUGCUUGCAUAAGUUUUUCAAACGGGGAAGUUAGGUGGGUGGGUGGGUGUACAGCACCAGAAACAUUUCUCGUCAUAGUGAGGAACCUAUGGAAGCAAUCGGGUUUGUUUGUUUUUUUAAGAAGUAAUUGCAGGCGGCGACAAUUUUGCAUGCAUCCAGUUGGCACACAACUGCCAGCAUGUGGGUAGAAGAGGGCAGAACAGGGGCAAGGUGAGUGGCCAAUUGCAUACUCCGCCGACGCACAGGGGGCCAGGAACGGUGGCCGCCUGUAUUACUUUUAAAAAAAAAUUGCACAGGGUCAGCACAAAAUUUCUAUGGCCUCACAGUGGGAAGGCCCAUAAGAGCUAUUUUUAAAAAAUCUUUUUGUAAUUGACGCAUUACAGGAGGUCUCAUGGGGGCCAGUACAUAACCUUAGAGGGACUGUACAUAACCUUCAGGCUAUGGGUUAGCUGCCCUUCCUUAAGGGUGUAUGUCUUGAUUCACAAUCCCCAUGUUAGGGAGUCUGUGUCUUACUUUGAAGGAGGCACACUGCAUCACACUGUGGUGUGACCAAGGAAUGGGAACAGCUGGAGGCUGGGCAUCAAUUUCUCCCCCUGCAUCCUUCCAUGUGAGCGAAUGUCGCAGCUGCGCAGACGAAAGGGUUUGGCCGACUGUGCCUUCUUCCUCGGUGCAGAACUUCUGAUUUUGUGUGUGUGACAGGAGGCGAAUCUGAAACGGGCCGAGAGAGGUGAUCUCAAGGUCAGCAUUCACCGCAUGGAGGUCGAGAGGAUCCGUUACAUCCUCAGCAGCUACCUGCGCUGCCGCCUACGGAAGGUAAGGGCCAGCUGCGUUUUGCUUAGAGGUGCUGCUCUCUGCUCUAAAUAGGUGAGUCGCUGUGAGCGUGAUUUCCAUGCAGAGGUCACAUGUCACAUCAACUUUCUUUGUGUGUCUUCUGCUACCUGUUGUACAGCUUAGUAAGGUAGAGAAUGAUCUCCCAUAUUUUCAGCCAGAAUUGGCAAGUGCUUCCAGCCUCCCUUCUCUCUAGAGAGAGACAGACAGAGGGAGUGUGCAGGGAGGCUAAAGGGCCGUGGAGGGCUAGCCUUAGUAACCUCUGAUCAACUGCUGCAAUAUGUUAUGCACGGGAUAGCCUUUGGAGAAUAUUUGGAAACCUUUGCUGGUCCUCAGAAGAGGAAUCGUGUGUGUGUACAGCAGUAGCAAUAAAAUGAGGGGCAGAGCUCAUGGGGCCUUGCUUGCAAGAGGUCCCAGGUUCCUUCUCUAUUAUUGCCAUGUCCAAGUCUGUUGCAGCAUGUAGCCCGCUUAGCAGUUCUUACGCCAUUUAUUUCCGCUUGCAGAUUGAGAAAUACUUUCCCCAUGUCCUGGAGAAGGAGAAGACUCGGGCAGAGGGGGAGCCAGCCCUCCUAUCACCGGAAGAGUUUGCCUUUGCCAAAGAGUGAGUGAGUGGGCCAUGGGGAGGCAGGAAGGUGAAAGCAACGGGUGGCUCUCGCCCCUCAUUUCUGUGUUCUUAAUUUCAGUUGCAUUGUGCAUCUUCCAGGUGGCCUGGACUAGCUGCCAAAAAUUUAACAUACAGACACAAAAUUAGGGUUGCCAACUGAUCAGAAAGAAAGGCUGGCCGGCUCCUGUGCCUUUAACAACAGCAUGCUCUAUAGUGGCAGGGGGAGGGGGCCACAUUCCCUCAUGGAUGACCUUCCAGUGGUGGGCUGUACCAGCAACAAAUGUUGCUGGUACAGCCCACAGCUCAUGUGAAUACCAUUGGCAGAAUCCAACCGUACAAAAGCCAAAGCUUUCUACACACCCCAUACCCAUGUCUCUCAGUCCAGGUCCGCAUUGCCGCAGAUCCAGCCAGGUAAAAGCAUCUGAGGAUGCCAUGGUGGCUGGUAAGAGUUGGGACUGGGCCGACGGCGGAUGGGGCCAGCUAAUUCUCACUUGGUCCCCAGACUCCUCCCUGCUGAGUUCUACACGGGCACAAGAGGCUCCCCCCCCCAUUGCACCACACCUUUAAGCUGCUGCAAUGCCGCUUUAAACAGUCAUGGCUUCCCCCAAGCCAUAGGUUAAGGGAGCUGAGAGUUGUUUGGAGAUUCCCUCCCCUCACAGAGUUUGGGAGGGGCAGAAGGAGGAGACCCCCUGCUUCUUGGCUGCUCCUUGUUCUUGGGAUGGCUGCAUGCUUGUGCCGCUCUGACGCUUCUCCCUUUCCCAGGAAAAGCCCACGACUGUGACUUUCUUGCAGGUACAUGGCAAACAUCGAGGCUCAUCUCAGAAAUGUGGCCUUGAAGCACAUGCCUCCCAACCUGCAGAAGGUGGAUCUCCUGAAGUCUGGUAAGCAAGGCUGGACUUGGCAGUGGGCCAUCCAAAUACUCCCCACCACGUGGCUUUGCAGAAGUUAAGAGGCAGGUCCUUGUUCCGAGGGGCUUACAGGGUUGGCAACGUGAUGCGCUCCAGCUGUUGUGGGGCUCCAGGUCCCACCAUCACUGACCACUGGCCAAGCUGGACUGGGUGGGUGGGGAGUUGGGGAUCAGAGCAACGUCUGGAAGUUACCACAUGGUCUCUAUGCGGUCCUUUAUGUACCUUUGCUUUUUCAUACCAUAAAUAUACAUGCCAUCCAAAUCUGUUAUCUUGCCCUAAGUCUAAAAUACCUGCAUUUUUCAAAAUUAUCCAUUCCUGAACCAACAGAUACAGGACGCUUCAUAAUAUAAUUUUAAAUCUGGCAGGGCAAAGCCCAGUCUUUCCUUGGUGUCUCUUAACAGUUUAUAUUUUUUCCUUGGUUUCUUCCCCUGCCAUAUAAAUCUGGAAAGAUCUUUUUGCCAUUCCUUGAAGUGUCCUGCACCGCUGAUCGCAGGUAUUGGAUGAAAUAGAAAUAACAUUCUUGACAAAACAUUCAUUUUUAUCAGUGAUAUUCUUCCCCCAAAAGAUAAAUGCAUCCUUCCCCAAAUCUCUAGGUUCCUCUUUAUUUCUUUCCAAAUAUUUACACAAUUGUAUUUAUAUACAAUUGUGUGACGCGGCAGCUAAAAAAGCCAAUGCAAUUCUGGGCUGCAUCAAUAGGACUAUAGCAUCUAGAUCAAGGGAAGUAAUAGUGCCACUGUAUUCUGCUCUGGUCAGACCUCACCUGGAGUACUGUGUCCAGUUCUGGGCACCACAGUUCAAGAAGGACACUGACAAACUGGAACGUGUCCAGAGGAGGGCAACCAAAAUGGUCAAAGGCCUGGAAACGAUGCCUUAUGAGGAACGGCUACGGGAGCUGGGCAUGUUUAGCCUGGAGAAGAGGAGGUUAAGGGGUGAUAUGAUAGCCAUGUUCAAAUAUAUAAAAGGAUGUCACCUAGAGGAGGGAGAAAGGUUGUUUUCUGCUGCUCCAGAGAAGCGGACACGGAGCAAUGGAUCCAAACUACAAGAAAGAAGAUUCCACCUAAACAUUAGGAAGAACUUCCUGACAGUAAGAGCUGUUCGACAGUGGAAUUUGCUGCCAAGGAGUGUGGUGGAGUCUCCUUCUUUGGAGGUCUUUAAGCAGAGGCUUGACAACCAUAUGUCAGGAGUGCUCUGAUGGUGUUUCCUGCUUGGCAGGGGGUUGGACUCGAUGGCCCUUGUGGUCUCUUCCAACUCUAUGAUUCUAUGAUUCUAUGAUUCUAUAUUCUUCGCUGUAUACCAUACACCUAAAUACUUAGCUUUUUUAGCUAUAUUUAAAUCCGUAGUUUGUUGUAAGUCCUUUUUAUAUUGCCCUGUCAUGUUUUCCACCAAGAGCUUAUUUUUAUUUAAUUUGAAACCUGAUACCUGAUCAAAUUCCAGGAUCCUCUCCAAAACCUUUGGUAUACUGCUCUUGGUAUCUUCUACAGCAAUCACAAGGUCAUCUGCAAAAGCUUUUAGUUUAUAUGCUUUUCUUCCUACCUCUUAUUGUCUCAUCAAAUCUUAGGUUUCUCGCCAGGGUUUCUAACACUAAAAUAAACAAUAACGGUGACAGGGGACACCCUUACCUUGUCCCCUUUGUUAUUUUGCAUUUUUCAGUUAUCACAUUAUUCACAAUCAGCAUAGCCUGUUGAUCUGAGUAAAUUGCUUCAAUACCUCUGCUGAAUGUCUCCCCAAAGUUCAUCAUUUCUAUUGUCUUCUUCUUAAAAGUCCAUGAAAUAUUAUCAAAGGCCUUUUCUGCAUCUAUAAACAUUAAUGCUACUUGUUUUUCAUUCCUGCCCUCCAGAUAUUCUAUAAUGUCAAUUAUAUUCCUUAUGUUGUCCUUCAUCUGGCGGCCUGGUAAGAAACCGGCCUGAUCAAUAUGAAUUAAAUCCAUUAACCCUUUUCAUUCAGUUUGCAAGUAUAUUGGCAAAUAAUUUGUAAUCAUUAUUUAAUCAAGAAAUUGGCCUGUAAUUUUUGACUAAAAGUACAUCCAUAUUGUGCAUUGGAAUCAAAGUAAUACAGUAGUAUCUCGGGUUAAGAACUUAAUUCGUUCCGGAGGUCCGUUUUUAACUUGAAACUGUUCUUAACCUGAGGUACCAUUUUAGCUAAUGGGGCUUCCCGUUGCCACGCGAUUUCUGUUCUCAACCUGAAACAAAGUUCUUAACCCGAGGUACUAUUUCUGGGUUAGCAGAGUCUGUAACCUGAAGCGUCUGUAACCCGAUGUACCACUGUAUAGGCUUCUUUCCAAGACUCUGGUACUUUCCCAAUAUUUAAAAUCUCAUUCAUUACAUCUGCAAGCAGUUGUACCAGAAAGUCUUGUAAUUUUUUUAUAAUACUUUGCAGACAAUCCGUCUGGUCCUAGCAUUUUACCUAUUUUAGCUUAUUUAACUGCAUCUUGCACCUCCAGCACCAUUACUGGCGCAUUUUAAAAAAUCAUUUUUUUCUUUUGCAAUUUUUGGUAAUUUAUUUUGCUUAAAUAUUCUUCAAUUUUCUCUUUAUUUUCAGUACCUGCUCUGUAUAGAUCUGUAUAAUACCUUACAAAUUGCAAUCUUAUCUUUCAGAUUGUCUGCUACUUUCCCCUCUAUAUUUAAUUUGUUUAUUAAAUUUGCGCCCUGUUUUUACCUUAACUGCCAUGCCACUAACUUACCUGGCUUGUUGCCAUAUUCAAAAAUUUUCUGUUUCAUCCUUUUUAUUUUCUACUCUAUCUCCUGAUUUAUUAUCAUUGAAUCAUAGAAUCAUAGAGUUGGAAGAGACCACAAGGGCCAUCGAGUCCAACCCCCUGCCAAGCAGGAAACACCAUCAGAGCACUCCUGACAUAUGGUUGUCAAGCCUCUGCUUAAAGACCUCCAAAGAAGGAGACUCCACCACACUCCUUGGCAGCAAAUUCCACUGUCAAACAGCUCUUACUGUCAGGAAGUUCUUCCUAAUGUUUAGGUGGAAUCUUCUUUCUUGUAGUUUGGAUCCAUUGCUCCGUGUCCGCUUCUCUGGAGCAGCAGAAAACAACCUUUCUCCCUCCUCUAGGUGACAUCCUUUUAUAUAUUUGAACAUGGCUAUCAUAUCACCCCUUAACCUCCUCUUCUCCAGGCUAAACAUGCCCAGCUCUCUUAGCCGUUCCUCAUAAGGCAUCGUUUCCAGGCCUUUGACCAUUUUGGUUGCCCUCCUCUGGACACGGUCCAGUUUGUCAAUGUCCUUCUUGAACUGUGGUGCCCAGAACUGGACACAGUACUCCAGGUGAGGUCUGACCAGAGCAGAAUACAGUGGCACUAUUACUUCCCUUGAUCUAGAUGCUAUACUCCUAUUGAUGCAGCCCAGAAUUGCAUUGGCUUUUUUAGCUGCCGCGUCACACUGUUGGCUCAUGUCAAGUUUGUGGUCAACCAAGACUCCUAGAUCCUUUUCACAUGUACUCCUCUCAAGCCAGGUGUCACCCAUCUUGUAUUUGUGCCUCUCAUUUUUUUUUUGCAUUUCUCCCUGUUAAAAUUCAUCUUGUUUGUUUUUCCCCAGUUCUCUAAUCUGUCAAGGUCGUUUUGAAGUGUGAUCCUGUUCUCUGGAAUAUUGUAACGUUUUUAUUAUUUGUUUUAUUGAUUCUUUCCCAGUUUUUUUAACCGUUUCUUAUUUUUAAUCAAUUCUUCCAGUAUUUCCCUUCUCUAAUCUUUUUCUGGUAGGCAUUUUGUUGGAUAAAAUAGCCUCUCAUUACAGCUUUAUUGGCAUCCCAGACCAUCUUUAUAUCUGUUUCUUGAUUUAAAUUUAAUUCAGAAUAAUCCCUCAGGACUUUUUCUGCUUUUUGUAAAACAUUUUGAUUAUCUAAAAGUCCUUCAUUUAAUCUCCAUCUAAACAGGCAAUCUUUUUCUCCUUUUAAUUCGAGUAUUAUUGAAUUAUGGUCUGAAAGUGUGCUUGGUUGUCUCUCUAUUUUUUUGGUUUGUAUUGAUAAUUCUCUAGAGAGCCGUACUGAGUCAAUUCUUCCGCUAAACCAAUACAGUUCUGAGAAAAAUGUAAAUUCUCUCUCCAGUGGGUGUUUAAAUCUCCAAAUACCAAUCAAAUUAAAGUUAUCCACUAUUUUAAAGAAACUUAAAAUUCCUUUAAAAAAUUUAUUGGGUUAUACAUUUUUAAACAUCAAAAUGUCACAUUAUAUAACAAUAAUAUCAUUCCCCAGUUUCCCCCUCCCCCCAUAUGACUUCCCUCAACUUCCUCUUCUGGUUUAUUUUAACGUAAUAUCUUCUCCUGCUUCUUCUACUCUUUUCUCAACUUUUUGGUAUCUUUAAAUCAUAUUCUUAUUGUUCUGUUCUCAUAUCAACGUCAUAUUUAUACUUUUGAAUCUGCCAUUCUGAUUUAUGUUAUAAUUUUAUUAUUUCUAAUUGUUGAAUUAUGAAUCUUGUUGCUUUUGUAUCUCUUCUUAUUUUUCACCUGUAUCCUAGGGAGUUUCCUCCCCUUCUCCUGUCAAGGGCUCCGCUUCUCCUAGUUGUUUUUUAGACUUUCUCCAGAAUUUCUCCACUUCCGAUGUAUCUCUGCACCUUUGUUUCUUACCUUUAUACGUAAAAGAUACCCCUUCCGGGAAUUCCCAUCUAUUUGGGAUGUGAUUACUUUUCAAAGCAUCUGUCAGGAAUUUAUAAGGCUUUUGGAUAUAAGGCUUUUUGGUUGCACUGUAAAGCAAUUCAUCAAGAUCUGCCCCAAUAUUCCGUCAUUCUGAUACUCCGUUUCCCAGUCCCCGCUCUGGAUGGUGCUGUACUUGUUAGUCACGCUCCUUGAAGUCUCCAGAGAAGUCAAUCUGUCUCACUCCCAGAUGAUGGAGUGAGUCUCCCCUUGGAGGAGUGCUUUGCAGACAAUUUUGAUGGAGAAGCCUUUCCCUCUCUGUGUGUUUCCUUACAGUACCCAAACCGAAUCUGGAUUCCUUCGUAUUCCUGCGGGUGAAAGAGAGACAGGAGAAUAUCCUGGUGGAACCAGAGACUGAUGAGCAGAGGUAGGAAAGAGACUCCCAAGAAUGGAGCUUGCUGAGCUUAUCAGUACCCCAAAAAGGAAGGGAUGAGCCCAAACACCAGCAUCCAAACGAUCUCCCCAGAGAAGUUCCCUCCACCAGCCUUUCCCAGCCUGGUGCUUUCCAGAUGUUUAAGGCUGCUACUCCCGUCCACCCCAGCAGGACAAACUCCUGUUCAAGCCGUUGUUCCCAAGGAGCCUCCAACAAGGUGCACGACUUCUGAAAAAGAGAAGCCUUUGCACCUGCUUGCUGGGUGUGUCUCUUUGCUUCCUUGCGGCUGAUAUUCGGCAUGUCCCUUUGCCUUUUUGAAAUCUCUAGCGGCUUACACAACAGGCAGGAUUGUAGCGACUUCUUGGGCUUUGUGCACUGAGGCUGAGCUAAACCACUAAAGGUGUUUGGUUGGCUUCCAUCAGCUGCUGUCUUAAAUGUUAUUUUCUGAACAAGGAUGGCUGUUUAUGUUUCAGGGUUUUGUUAUAGUUGAUUUGAGAAUUGCAAACUGCUUUGUAUGUCCAUGGACAGAAAAGCAGGGUAAAAACAACAGAUCGUCAGCUUUCUCAGGAGCAGCCCAGUAGGCUUUGGCCGUUGCUCCCCUGCUUCCUUCGUUACACAGCAAAUAGUGAAAAUGUGGAACUUGCUGCUGCAAUAUGAAGCAAGGGCCACAAACCUGGAUGGCUUUGAAAAUGAAUGAGCCUUAUUCUGUAUUCACCCAUCUCUCACAGGCUUCUGGCCACAGCAGCUGUCUGUGUUUUUCCUCCACUGCCAGGGGCCGUAUGUAUCUGAAUGCCAAUGGAAAUGGAUUUCUUUAAAUAUGUCGUGGGUGUUAAGCCUGAUUUGUGAGGCUUCCAGUCCUUCUGCUUGGAAAGGCUUGACGGUUUUUGAGAGAGGCUGGGGAACCUGUGGCUCUCUAGAUGUUGGCCUACAGUUCCCACCUUAUCCCUGGCCAGGCUUAGAGGAUGGCGGUUGGAGGCCAACAAUAUACAGAGCGACAUGGGUUCUCCACCCUGUUGUAAGUGUGUGUAAAUACUUGCAGAUCUUUGACAUUUGAAAAUAUAUUUUCACAGUGACCUCAGAGAGAGAGGAGAUGGAAAUUAGUGCCCUAGUUGAGUUUAAUAAAUUCCUAGUAACUAGCAUGCAAAUCAAUCCAACAUAUCUCUAAUUAGGAAGAAAUUCCUACUAUGCUCAAAAGUAAGUGUACAUAGGUUUGCAACCUUACCUAACCUUAUUAUGGUCUGUCUCUUUCAGAGAAUAUGUGAUUGACCUGGAUGAAGACUCUCAGCAUCUGAUCAGAUACCAAACCAUUGCUCCCCUGGUGGCUUCUGGGGCAGUUCAGCUCAUCUAA
Molecule: messenger RNA, 10130 nt
Organism: Podarcis lilfordi (Lilford's wall lizard)
Lineage: Eukaryota; Metazoa; Chordata; Lepidosauria; Squamata; Lacertidae
Source: the annotation of a GenBank genome assembly